Molecule: messenger RNA, 4557 nt
Organism: Camarhynchus parvulus
Lineage: Eukaryota; Metazoa; Chordata; Aves; Passeriformes; Thraupidae
Gene: KPNA1
Product: karyopherin subunit alpha 1
Exons: 14
Coding region: 127-1743 (538 amino acids)
Biological process (GO): postsynapse to nucleus signaling pathway; NLS-bearing protein import into nucleus
Cellular component (GO): nucleoplasm; nucleus; cytoplasm
Molecular function (GO): protein binding; nuclear import signal receptor activity
Source: RefSeq, a predicted model, not a curated record
GUGCCGCUGCCAGCCAGCGCCGGGCAGGCAGGGAGGGAAGGAGGGAGGCAGGGAGGGAGCGGCGCUCGCGCGCCUCGGGCCCGAGAGGAGACAGCGCGGUGCCGCGCCGGGCCGGCAGCAGGAAUCAUGACGACCUCAGGAAAAGAGAAUUUCCGGCUGAAGAGCUACAAGAACAAAUCUCUAAACCCUGACGAGAUGCGUCGCAGGCGGGAGGAAGAGGGUCUUCAGCUACGGAAGCAAAAGAGAGAGGAGCAGUUGUUUAAACGCCGAAAUGUUGCAACGGCUGAGGAAGAAACGGAGGAGGAAGUGAUGUCAGAUGGGGGCUUCCAUGAGGCUCAGAUGAACAACAUGGAGAUGACUUCUAGUGCAGUCAUCACUGCUGAUAUGAUUGAGAUGAUUUUCUCCAAUAGUCCAGAGCAGCAGCUCUCAGCCACCCAGAAGUUCCGAAAGCUGCUUUCUAAAGAACCAAAUCCUCCAAUAGAUGAAGUCAUAAGCACACAAGGAGUUGUGGCCAGAUUUGUGGAGUUCCUGAAGCGGAAAGAAAACUGUACAUUGCAGUUUGAAGCUGCGUGGGUGCUGACAAAUAUUGCCUCGGGAAAUUCCCUUCAGACUCGAAUAGUGAUCCAAGCAGGAGCUGUCCCCAUCUUCAUAGAGCUGCUUAGUUCAGAGUUUGAAGAUGUACAGGAACAGGCAGUAUGGGCUCUUGGCAACAUUGCUGGAGACAGCACUAUGUGCAGAGACUAUGUUUUGGACUGUAAUAUCUUGCCCCCUUUAUUGCAAUUGCUUUCAAAACAGAAUCGUCUCACUAUGACCCGAAAUGCUGUAUGGGCUCUGUCCAAUCUCUGCAGAGGGAAAAAUCCUCCUCCAGAUUUUGCCAAGGUUUCACCUUGUCUUAGUGUGCUUUCCUGGCUGCUCUUUGUCAAUGAUACAGAUGUAUUAGCUGAUGCCUGCUGGGCUUUGUCCUAUUUGUCUGAUGGCCCCAAUGAUAAAAUCCAGGCUGUGAUUGAUGCAGGAGUCUGCAGAAGACUUGUGGAACUGCUGAUGCAUAAUGACUACAAAGUUGUAUCUCCUGCCUUACGAGCUGUGGGAAACAUCGUUACAGGAGAUGAUAUCCAGACCCAGGUAAUUCUGAAUUGUUCAGCUCUGCAGAGUUUGCUGCACUUGCUAAGCAGCCCAAAAGAAUCUAUCAAAAAGGAAGCAUGCUGGACAAUAUCUAAUAUAACAGCUGGAAACAAAGCCCAGAUCCAGACAGUCAUAGACGCCCAUAUCUUCCCAGCUCUUAUAAAUAUUUUGCAAACAGCUGAGUUUCGGACAAGGAAGGAAGCUGCUUGGGCAAUCACAAAUGCGACAUCGGGAGGCUCUGCUGAACAGAUCAAGUACUUAGUAGAACUGGGAUGCAUCAAACCACUCUGUGACCUCCUUACAGUAAUGGACUCCAAGAUUGUGCAAGUAGCUCUGAAUGGGCUGGAGAACAUCCUGAGGCUUGGAGAGCAGGAAUCCAAACGCAGCGGCAGUGGCAUUAAUCCUUACUGCGCUCUUAUUGAAGAAGCGUAUGGCCUGGACAAGAUUGAAUUCCUGCAGAGCCAUGAGAAUCAAGAGAUUUAUCAGAAGGCCUUUGAUCUGAUUGAACACUACUUUGGAACAGAAGAUGAAGACAGCAGCAUUGCCCCACAAGUGGAUAUCAACCAGCAACAAUACAUCUUCCAGCAGUGUGAGGCUCCCAUGGAAGGCUUCCAGCUUUGAGGCACCCCUGUGCUGUGUGCUCCUCUACCUAGCCAAUCCUGUUGUCGAGCCACAAGCCACCCGUGGAGUGAUUCUCUCAAUGUUUUCCAUAACCCUGUUUGCGCUCAUUCGCUUGCCUUGUGCACAUGCUCUUACAUACGUCUGGAAAACUUUUGGCUCUCUGUGGCAGGAUGUCCCCUCCUUGGCAAGGGGUUGCCAGAAUCACCCUUCUCCUCUAGAUUCUGAAUCUCUCCACUGUCAUCUUCGUGGAGUUGAGGCACCUUUCUAUACUUUGAGAUAUUCUCUGUUCCUGUUACAGGAAAGUAAUCCCUCCUCCACUUGGCCCCCCACUCCUGGCAUCCAAGAGAAGGCUGCCUUUCUCUUGUAUUUGCUGCAGAGUGUGCCUGCAGUCCAGGGAGACAUUCAGCCUUUCUGAGAACGUAGCUGAAUUCAUCCCUCAUGUUCUCCCCUGGAUGCCUCUUUGGACGGCUGCGAGAGAUGUGUUAAACCUUCACACGCGUUCUAUCUACCUUGCUGUAUGUGCCAGCUGGGGUUAUUGGCAUGAGGAACAUGUUACAAACAGUGGAGUAAGUUCUCUGGCCCCUGCAACAACAGGCUGCAAUGGACAUGUUUUGUGGUUCUUAGGAAUACUGAACACAUCUGGCCCCAUCCCGUCUCAACACUGAGCUCCCAAGUUGGAUUGCAGACCACUGUGGAGAUUUGUAUACCUUUCCAGUUUUUCCUCUCCAUCCACAAAAAACGAACCUGUGAAUAGGUUACUCUUAACACCUCCCCAGAAAUUACUUUCCAAAACAGCUUCUAGAAUGGAGAAACUGCCCCCACUUCUGCUUGCCAGCACAGUAUGAUCCAGCUGGGCCUUCCUUAAAGAUCAAGCCCUUUCUGGCUCCAUGCUCCAGAGUCUGGUCCCUGGUAUUCUAGUUAUGGCUGAAAAGUUCCUGUCUGCCUCUUUACAUUUUUACACAGUGUGACUUGAACAGAUUUGUCUUCUGAAAAGUUAACUUCUGAAUACAGAAUUCUUAAUUUGUAAAACUUGGCACAAGGAGUGUUAGACCUCCUUUUCAUUUUCACAAGACAAGAGCUUCCUCUCCAGCUCACCUGAUGGAAUAUAGUCCUCCUGGCCAAGGCCCUUAUUUAACUAAAAUGACACUACAUUCACAGGAUAGUACUAUUACAUCUGGAUCCACCUGGCCUUCUCAUUUCACUUUUCCCUUUUACUGUUGAUGAGACUUCAGGUGAAUUAGCAUGGAACGCAUGUUCCUCCAGGUGACAUCUGUAAGGCAUCGUUGACUGCAUGGCAGCUGCCGCACGCAGCUGGAGGCUGCCCUUCUGCUAGCAGCAUGUUCUUGGCUCUGCAACCUGCUUGGAUCACAGACCUCUGAUGCAAAGGCCAGCCACUCCUCACUGAGUUCAGCUGACACUGGCACCAAACUUCACACAUCUGGGGAGAUGCUGCCUGAUUGAAAGUGGCAGUUCCAUUUCGGAGAAUGCAAUGGAUUCCCUAGGCCGUCCGCUCCCCCCUGCAUCGGGCUAUGUUCUUUCAAGCCAUUUUGGAUGCUUGGAACACACAUUUGUCCAGUGUAAACAUUUCAAAAUCGCCACUGGCAACUGCAGCAUCACAUACCUGUGGUAAUGAUUGUGGCAGAACUGUCUUCAAGAUCCUCAUGACUCCUCUCAGUGAUAAGCCACUGCAAAAGCAAAACCAGCCCAUUGGAUACAGAGUUAUAAAAACACAUAAGUCACUUGUCAUACUGCUGAAAGAAGCUAGGCAAAGGCCUGAACAUCAGCUCUGUGUGACCAUUAUUUAAAUAAAGUCUUCUGUCUCUGCUUCAGGAUGGAGACUGACCUGUGUGGCCACUGCAGAAGCCACCUGCUGCCUCCCUAGCUAAGCCAGUUGGCCUCCACUUUCCCUCUCCCAGUUAUUUUCUCUAGUGCUGCUUUGUGCUGAAGGAACAUUUAGUUUACUGCACUUGAUCUGUAAAUGGACUUCAAUUCUUUGUAAUUUUAGGGGGUUAAAUUUGGUGGUUAAUUUAAAAAAGCAAAAAAACCCCUCAAUGUUGCCUUUACAUCACAUAUAAAUAACUGUGUUUCUCUUUUCUUGAAGGGUGAUAGAAGCACUGAUUAGUAGCAAAAUCUUGUUUUAGCUUUUGGAUUUUUUUGUGCUGGAUUUUUUUACGUGUAAAUUUCCAAUAACAUGUCAUUUCUAUAAGAUUUGUUUAAAACCAUGUACCUCUUAUUGGAUGGUAUAAAAAUGCUACAUAUUUUGUAAACAAAUCUGAGCAAAGUGUGUGUGCAUAUAUUCUGUAUAUUCAUAUAUGUAUAUUCUGUGUAUAUAUACACUAGCGUGUAUAUAUACAUAUAUACACACACACAUAUAUAUACACACACGCAUAAAGUGUGUGUAUAUAUAUACAUACCUAUAUAUCUAUAUAUAUUAGUGUUUUCUCUUCCAGGCUAGUGAAAACAAUGUGGUGCAUUGGCGUUUCCCUCCCCUGCCCCCCAAGAAGGUAAUGACAAUUGCCUCUAAAUGAGUGAAUUAAAAAAGAGUCCAUUUAAGCUGACUGGUGUGCCUUCCUGUGUAAGGAGCCUGGCCAGUAUUUGUUACUUUUGCCGUGGAUAUGUGAAUUCAGAGCAGAUAAGUAUAAAUCUUUAAACUUGGUAUGUUUGUUUGAAGUGACAGGCCUGGUUGACGCAGGUAAUAUUGUUGUCCUAAAUACUUAGACUGUGUAAGGCAUUUGACUGAUACUGCAUAAUAUUUUGAGUGAAAACCACACCAAUACAGGAAUCAACAUGGCACACAUUAAAUGGAUUAAAAUG